GGGAUUUAUUUACAUCCGGGAUCUAUUUGCUGUAUUGCGGAAUCUGUUGACAGAAUGCCGAUCUUCUACAGUCUCGUUGCUCGUUCAUCAACAGUGCUGUGCGAGCACACGGAGAUGACAGGCAACUUCUCGACGAUCGCCACUCAGAUACUCGGUCGUCUUCCUUCGAAUGACACGAAAGUGACGUAUUCGAGUGACGAAUAUCUCUUCCACAUCGUCGUAUCAGAUGGAAUAACCUUCAUGUGUCUCACUGAUCGUGAAAUGAGUCGGAGGCAGGCGUUUGGCUUCCUAUUUGAGAUACAACGCAAAUUCACUUCCGGUGCGUCUAAUCUGCUAACGCGCGCUAAGACGGCAAAUUCGUACGAGUUGAACAGAGACUUUGCUAAUGUACUGGCAACUGAGAUGACACGGUAUUCGAAAGGAGUGCCAGGAGACCAACUUUCCGUGUUGCAAGAUCAGGUUGAUGAGGUAAAGGAUAUCAUGACUCAAAACAUUGAAAAGGUUCUCGAACGAGGCGAAAAAAUCGAGAUUCUUGUCGACAAGACAGAGGAGUUGUCAUCGACAGCCGACAGCUUCCAAAAGUCAAGCACAAGACUCAAACGCAGCCUGUGGUGGCAGGACAAGAAAUGGACAAUUGUGAUUGUGAUAGUCGUUGUACUCGUACUAGGAGUCAUCACUCUUGCCAUUCUCGGUGGUCUUAAUGUCAUAUGAUGAACUGCAAUUGACAGUCGAUGAAUAAGCGAGCAUGCUGGCUGGAUUUAAUAUCUUUUGUUGCCGGUUUUGUAAAGUUUAGUGGGCAUUUCUUAUUGUUGUCAGUUGCAUGUUGGGUCUUUCUUUUGUAGUAGUUGAUGUUUCAAGAGCAAAACUGUAUAGUUGACA
Molecule: messenger RNA, 879 nt
Organism: Corticium candelabrum
Lineage: Eukaryota; Metazoa; Porifera; Homoscleromorpha; Homosclerophorida; Plakinidae
Product: vesicle-associated membrane protein 7-like
Exons: 2
Coding region: 55-711 (218 amino acids)
Biological process (GO): vesicle fusion; exocytosis
Cellular component (GO): membrane; SNARE complex
Molecular function (GO): SNARE binding; SNAP receptor activity
Source: RefSeq, a predicted model, not a curated record